Messenger RNA from Topomyia yanbarensis, 703 nucleotides. RefSeq lists its product as uncharacterized. The transcript has 4 exons. The record is from RefSeq and is a predicted model, not a curated record. Lineage: Eukaryota; Metazoa; Arthropoda; Insecta; Diptera; Culicidae. The coding region runs from base 5 to 484 and encodes 159 amino acids.
AGCCAUGCUGCCGGAUGUUGCUUCGCUGAUGUUUGUUGCCGCAACCAGUAUCAUUUGUGCAAACUGGUUGGAGAUAAAAUCGAAUCUUCUCCUCGGAACUAAUGCAACGCUGUCGAAGACGUGUUCGAUCACUACGUUUGGGAUCGUCUCGAAUGUAGUGAUAUGUGAGCUUUCUUUGCGGUUACUGUGGAUUCCAGUUCAAUAUUUCGUACGGUAUUUGAGAGAUGAAAAGAUAUUAGCCAGAAUCGUACGAACGCUAUUCUGCUUCUUGCAACCUUUCGAAAGAACCCGGAAACUGUUAUCGAGUUGGAUGGAAGCCUCCAAAGAGGAGGCUGGUUUUAUAUUCACUCGGAAUCUAAUCGCAGCUUUCUAUCUGUUGAUUACGCUACACAAAUUCAACUACUUCACAAAACUCCGAACAUUGCGGAAAAGACCAGCAGUACUAGCUGGCGUUACUGAAGGCGAGCCUACUCAUCUGGAAUAGAUUCUCGAAAGUUUUGCGUGUCAGAAGCCUUGGUACGAGUUUUACAUUCCUGAUUUCAUUGUUUAUUUUAUUUAUUAUGAUAAUUAACUAAAUGGUAAACGUAUCAAAUAGAAUAGGCAAAGGAUGAGGGGAAAACUAUUCAUAAUACCGUUCUACUACAAAAUUUAAGUAGUUUUGUUAGGCGAAUGACCUAUGAGGUUAAAGCCUUCAAUUAAAUAA